This is a messenger RNA of Serendipita indica DSM 11827, 1728 nucleotides long. The record is from the annotation of a GenBank genome assembly. NCBI's taxonomy places the organism in Eukaryota, Fungi, Basidiomycota, Agaricomycetes, Sebacinales, Serendipitaceae.
AUGAACACUAUAGAGGAUCCCAAUUUAACGCUCGUCACGCCUACGCCGCUUAGUAUCACGCGCGCACCAACCGCAAACUCCUUUUCCGACAUAGACGUACCCAAAAAUAGAUUAUAUACCAUAUGGGAUAAGGUUGGACGACCGUUUAAUGGAAUUAUACGCGAUAUCCGUGCUCGUUUGCCGUUUUAUACCUCGGAUUGGACAGAUGCGUACAAUUAUCGUGUAGUACCUGCCACAGCCAUGAUAUUCUUCGCCAACGUGCUCCCAGCUAUUGCAUUCUCCCUCGAUUUGAUCGAAACCACGGGACAGUACGGCGUGGCAGAGGUUUUACUAGCGUCUGCACUUGCUGCUGGACUAUUUUCACUCUUCGCCGCGCAGCCUCUUUGUAUCGUUGGGGUGACUGGACCAAUCACUGUCUUUAACAAGACGAUCUAUGAUAUAUUACAAAAGCAACAUAACCCACCACCGUAUCUCCAUUUCGUUGGAUGGGUGUACCUUUGGGCUGCCAUCAUGCAUUGGGUAUUUGCCAUCUUUAACGGCUCAAACUUUCUCCGCUACCUUACGCGAUUUGCCUGCGACACUUUUGGGUUCUUUGUGGCAUGGGUAUACCUACAAUAUGGGGUGCAAAUGGUUACCAGACAAUUCCAUGAAUCCGCGACUGAAUCCGCAUUGGUUUCACUCAUUCUGGCUUUGCUCGUGGUCGGAGUCGCACAGCUCUUCAACGUAGCCGCCAACUCGACUCUCUUCCAUCGACACGUCCGAAGAUUUCUUAGCGACUAUGGUCUCCCUAUAUCCGUCAUUGCCGUCUCCGCUUGCGCACAGUGGGGAAGGUUCAGAUUGGCGAGCCCGACCAAGCUGCCUGUAGGACAGUCCUUUGAGCCAGCUGGUGAUAGACCAUGGCUCGUGCCUUUCUGGGAAAUGAGCGGAAAAUGGAUCGGAAUUGCUCUUCCAUUUGGUUUUGCACUCUUCGUCUUAUUCGCGUUUGACCACCAGGUGUCAGCGCUUAUUGCUCAAGGCUCCGAAUUUCCUCUGAGAAAACCGCCAGGAUUUCACUACGACUUUUUCUUACUAGGCAUCAUGACGCUCAUCGCUGGGAUCAUCGGUGUACCGGCCCCAAAUGGACUGAUUCCACAAGCUCCAAUCCAUACGCAAUCCCUAGUUGUUCACGGUAUCCGCAUCAAAACCGACGAAGAGCAGGUCGACGAGAAGAAUGCGGGCGAGGCCCACAUUCGUGGCCUGAACGCCGAGGAACCUAUCGCAGUUGUGGAACAGCGCGUGUCAAACUUGGUCCAAGGUGCACUCAGUCUCGUCCUCCUUACGAGCCCCUUUCUCCGAGUCCUUGCACAAAUCCCGCGUGGCGUUCUCGCAGGGUUAUUUUGGCAUAUGGGUCUAGAUGCCCUCGCAGAGAACGGGAUUACAAAGAAAAUUCUCUUCCUCUUGCGGGACAAGACGAUGCAGAAUCCUCAUGAUCCUCUCCGCCGUGUGCGCACUUCGCGCCUUGUCGCAUUUGUGCUCAUCGAGCUCGUGGCAUUUGGUGCGACGUUUGGAAUUGUCCAGAAUUCACUAUCGGCUAUUGGUUUUCCAAUCAUCAUUGGACUGCUUGUGCCCCUCCGAUCGCACAUUUUACCUCGCUUACCCUUCACCAGAGACGAGCUUUCUAUUCUCGACCAACCAACGGCGUCUCCUUUCUUUGAGACCAUGGCAUCCGUCGGCGGUAGCCCACACUAG